AUGAUGGAGAGCAUUCAAUUCUACAAACCUUUGAACAGCUCAGUGACUCAGGCUCGGGUUUUACUUGUUGGACCUGUUGGAGUUGGAAAGUCCAGCUUCUUCAACUCCAUCAACUCCGUUUUUAGAGGUCAUGUCACCAGUCAGGCCAUUUCUGGAAGCUCCUCCACCAGCCUGACAACACAGUUCAGAACAUUCUCCGUGAAGGCUGGAAGAGAAGGUAAACCUCUGCCACUCAUCCUGUGUGACACCAUGGGACUGGAGGAAGGCGUAGGGGCGGGACCUGUUAUAGAUGACAUCAGCAAUAUUCUUAAAGGUCAUCUGCCUGACCGUUACCAGUUCAACCCCACUGGUCCUCUGCAAUCAGAGGCUCACGGUUUCUGCAAGAGUCCAGAUCUCAAAGACAAGAUCCACUGUGUGACUUAUGUCCUGGACGCCAGCAAGAUCUCCAUCAUGUCCACAAAGAUAGAGGAGAAGCUGAAAGCUAUCCGUAGGACAGUCAACUUGAUGGGGAUUCCUCAGCUGUUGUUGCUCACUAAAGUAGAUGAAGCCUGCGCUCUGGUGAGAGAAGAUGUCAGAAAUGUCUACCGGAGUGGCUACAUUAAAGAACUGAUGCAGGAGGCCGCCGCUCGGGUCGGUGUACCUUUGUCCUGCAUCAUUCCAGUGAAGAACUACAGUGAGGAGCUGGAAUUGGACACAAACACCGACAUCCUGCUGCUCAGUGCGGUCGUUCAGAUGCUUCGCUUUGUGGAUAACUUCUUUGAUGAGAUCAGUGAUCAGCUGAGCAGUCUCACAACUGGGAAGUGAAGCUUUGGCGGAAUUUCAAUCAGGAAGAUUUACUUCCUCCAGGCAUGUAGGGUGUUUAUCGUCACUCUUCACGUCAUCAAUUAGUAUGCACUGGGAGCCAAUAGCUGAAGUACUCACUUUAUUCACAGCCAAUCACAAUCAAACUUCUGCGUUUAAAUUCAGUAAAGUUUUUUUUUUUUUUACGCAUUCCAGACAUUGCGCCGGCCCACCACCAUCCCAUUCCCUUCCUAGCUCUUCGAUUAGCGCGGUCCUGCCUACCCACCAUCAGCGUCUGGGCUCUGGGUCUCUUCAUCUGGUCCAAGAGUUCCUCACUUCCUCCAACUCAUAAACCUCUGCUUUGAAUGGAGGAUCACUUUACUUGGCCCAAGGUCUUCAUUAGCAAGCAAGAUUUCUCCAGACCAGAGACCAACCACCAAGACUUUUAUUUUCAAGCUAAAUGUUUCACAAAUAUCUUCACAAUUAAAUCUUUCAAUUCCACUUUCGAGUUCUCUCUUUAUUGAAGUAAUCAUCUCUCAGAUCCUUCCUUGUUGUACAAGAACCCAAAAAGUGCAGAUAACUCAUCAGGACUUAUGGUCACUCAAAAUAGAUAAUAAAAAACAUAUUUUAUCAUCCAAGCUGUAUGACAAAAUAUAGAAGUAUAUUGUCUCUAUCUGACAAAGAGACUAUUAUUCACGUUUUUAUUUCUUCUAGUUUAGAUUACUGUAACUCUCUUUUUACCUGUUUUAACAAACGUUUACUGAACCGUCUUCAGCUUGUCCAAAACUCUGCAGCAAGUCCACUACUGUCUGCUUCACAUUGGUUACCUAUUAAAUUUCAAAUUGAUUUUAAAAUGUUACCAUAACUUUUUAGAGCCUUGCAUGGUACAGCAUACAUUUCUGACCUUUUAACCCCAUACUCUUCAGCCCAG
Molecule: messenger RNA, 1711 nt
Organism: Oryzias melastigma (Indian medaka)
Lineage: Eukaryota; Metazoa; Chordata; Actinopteri; Beloniformes; Adrianichthyidae
Product: interferon-induced protein 44-like
Exons: 5
Coding region: 1-804 (267 amino acids)
Molecular function (GO): GTP binding
Source: RefSeq, a predicted model, not a curated record